Molecule: messenger RNA, 1192 nt
Organism: Ciona intestinalis (vase tunicate)
Lineage: Eukaryota; Metazoa; Chordata; Ascidiacea; Phlebobranchia; Cionidae
Product: mortality factor 4-like protein 1
Biological process (GO): regulation of DNA-templated transcription; chromatin organization
Cellular component (GO): nucleus; NuA4 histone acetyltransferase complex
Source: RefSeq, a predicted model, not a curated record
GUUUUGUUUAUGUACUGUUAAACUAAAAUUUGCGUUACUUUUAUGUCGUAUGAACCUAUUUUUUGUCCAUCAAUUUUAAAAUACCUUGCAUUUAACAGAAAUUACUGCAUAGUAAGGUUCAAGAGAUGGCGCCAAAAGCUGCGAAGUUUUCAGACGGUGAAAGAGUCUUGUGUUUUCACGGGCCUCUUAUGUACGAAGCCAAAUGUAUCAAGGCAGAAGUCCGUGAGAAUGGAAAGGCGUAUUUUUAUCUUAUUCAUUACAAUGGUUGGAAUAAGCAUUGGGACGAGUGGGUUCCAGAAGCAAGAGUGCUAAAGUUUAACGACGCAAAUCUCACAAAGCAGAAGGAUCUAUUGAAACAGCAUGGUAAAGAUAAAGUAAAACGUGGUAAACUUGGAAAACCGGGAAAAUUGGAAAAAGAUGCACUGGAAAAGUCUAGAAAAUUCGAAAGUUCUCCUGUGUCCACUGUCGAGCCGAAAAAGAAAAAAUCUCGGAUCGAUCCGACAGUGGAACCAGAAGAAGCAUACACUGCUAAAGUGGAGAUAAAUAUCCAAAUUCCUGAUCAAUUGAAACCAAUAUUAGUUGAUGACUGGGACUUGGUGACAAGGCAGAAGCAAAUCUAUCAGGUCCCAGCCACGGUAACAGUUGAAGACAUCCUUGCCAGUUUUGUUGAGAAAAACACUGAUAGUGAAAACUCUGAAAGGAACAGCGCACUUAAAGAACUAAAACUUGGAAUAACUGAAUAUUUCAACGCAAUGUUGGGUUCACAAUUACUUUACAAGUUUGAAAGGCCACAAUAUAAUGAGUUGCUUGCAAAUUUUCCAGACAAGACAGUGUGCCAGUUGUUUGGUAUUCCUCACCUUUUGCGAUUUUUUGUUCGUAUUGGUUCUAUGUUGUCUUAUACGAAUCUGAGUGAGAAAAAUGUUGCUGUUUUGGUCGGUUACAUGAAUGAGUUUCUGACAUAUGUGCAAGAAAAUAUCACAACAUUUUUUACUGUUUCCGAUUACGUUGAUGCCCCUGCUGAAUAUUUUGCUAAAGCUUCCAAUUGAUUUGUGAUAAUAUGCUAUUUUGUUGUGCUGACUGUUUUGUGAUUGAUCUUCUGAAUAUCUGUCAAUCAUAUAUUGUAUCAUGUUUGUAUAGUUUUCUUACUGCAUUCAUGCUGCUUUCGUUUUACAUUCUCUUUUUUUUGUAUAGA